Messenger RNA from Neltuma alba, 976 nucleotides. Its product is annotated as protein FMP32, mitochondrial-like. The transcript is spliced from 7 exons. The coding region runs from base 249 to 968 and encodes 239 amino acids. Gene Ontology annotation, cellular component: mitochondrion. Lineage: Eukaryota; Viridiplantae; Streptophyta; Magnoliopsida; Fabales; Fabaceae. The record is from RefSeq and is a predicted model, not a curated record.
AGCAAUAAGAUUUUUCGAACAAUGAUUCGAGCUUGAAUGGUUUUCGCCUUUGAAAAUCUCUUGACGAACGAUACGGGAAUAUUUUGUCUUUUUUUCAUCUUGUUUAAAGAAUCGUGGAAUGGUUUUUCUCAACUUGGUGAUCCUGUGCUUCGUUUGAAUAGUUGUCAGUGAAGGCAGCAGCAGCCAACUAAAAUUUGUUGGGAUUUUACGAGAAUUGAAGAUAAUUGGUGUUUUUUUGGCGGAAUCUGAUGGCCGCGAUUGCGGCUUCUAGGUGGAUGGGGCAAUUGGGAGCCCAUUCAGUGGCCUUAAAUGGAUUAGGAAAACUUGUGAAUUCGAAAGCACCAUUUUCAUUUGAAGGAGCAGCUUCAUCGGCUUUUGCUGCGUUUUCCAGGCGAAAUUCUCAGCUGGUAAAAUCUAGCGGAAAGCGGUUAUUUCUUAUUGACACGUUAGCCAUUGUUAGAAAAUUAGAAGGCCAAGGUGUACCCUCAAAGCAAGCUGAAGCGAUAACUGCUGCUAUAACUGAAGUCUUGAAUGACAGUCUUGAAAAUGCAUCACAAUCAUUUGUAUCUAAAGAAGAAAUGCAGAAAAAUGAACUGACUCAAGAAGCCAAGCUAUCCAAAUUCAAAUCUGAAGUGCAGAGCUCUCAGGGCAACCAUUUUUCUCUGCUGCAACAUGAGACUGAAAAACUUCGAAAUGAUAUAGAGAAGAUGCGCAGUGAAUUAAGAUAUGAGAUAGAUAAAGUCACUGCUGGGCAGAGGUUGGAUUUGAACCUUGAGAAGGGGAGAAUUAGGGAGGAACUGUCCAAUCAGAGUGCAGAAACUUCGAACCUGACCAACAAACUUGACAGAGAGAUUCAUGCCUUGAGAGCACAACUGGAAGCAGCGAAAUAUGAUGUGAUAAAAUACUGCAUAGGGACUCUUGUUUCAAUAUCUGCGGUUGGCCUCGCUGUUGUCCGCAUCUUGAUGUGAACAAGAUU